UAAUUCAUCAAAAAAAUAAUUAUAUUAUAAAAUAAUUAAUAUGUUUAAGAUAUUUUAGUGAUUUUAAAUUUUUUGCAAAAGUAUUUGUUUGAAAAAAAUACAGAUUAGUUUUAAAAGAUGUUAACAAAAAAAAAUUUAAAGAUUGUAUUAUUAAAUCAAAUUUCCUAUCUGCUUUACCAUUUCUUAAUUCUGUUCUCGAGUUUGUAUAGUACGUAGUAACUUUUUUUUCAAAAUUAAGAAUUCGUCCUUCCCAAGUGAGAAAUAUGAAGCUUUAUAAAAGCAUGCCACCUUCUUCAUCCUCCUUUCUUGAUAGUUUCUUUCUUCUGUGUUGAAUCCAAAGAGCUCUCAAGACUCGAUCAAAUCGUCAAAACACAGUAAAACCCAUCUCUUUCUUCAAUCUCCAUUCCUUCUCGAUCUCUGAAACUCCCCAUAUCCGCCAUGGAUCUUGCCCCUGAAGAGCUUCAACACCUCAGCAUCAAAGGUAUCCUACGUGAAUCAACGUCAAUCCCCAAAUACUCCCCCAAAACCUUCGGCCUCGUAACCCUAACCCUAAUAUUCCCUCUCUCCUUCGCCAUCCUCGCACAUUCCCUCUUCACACAACCCAUCGUAGCUCAGCUCAACCAAUGGACUUUCUUCGUCGUCGUCUUCAACUUCUGCUACCUCGCCUUCCUCUUCGCCUUCUCUCUCCUCUCCACCGCCGCCGUCGUCUUCACCGUCGCCUCUCUCUACACUUCGAAGCCCGUUUCUUUCACCUCAACGAUCUCAGCUAUCCCCCUCGUCCUGAAUCCACUCUUCGUCACUUUCAUCUGGGUUUGUCUCUUGAUGCUCACUUACUACACCGUGUUCUUGAUCUUCUUGGGCUUAGCUUUCUUCUCGUCGCUAGUAAUCUCCGUUCUCUUCUUGGGAGUUCACGUUUACAUGACGGCUCUGUGGCAUUUAGCCAGCGUGGUCUCUGUUCUUGAGCCGGUUUACGGUUUCGCCGCCAUGAAGAAGAGCUACGACUUGCUAAAAGGGAAGACCUUUAUGGCUUGUGCGGUGGUUUUCAUCUAUCUCGCUCUCUGUGGAUUCGUUUCUGAAGUUUUCGGUAAGGUGGUGGUUCGUGGCGGAGAGGAUCACGGAGUCUUCGCUAGGAUAGUCGCUGGUGGGUUCUUGGUUGGUGUUCUUGUGGUAGUGAAUCUUGUUGGGCUGCUUGUGCAGAGUGUGUUUUACUAUGUUUGCAAGAGCUUUCAUCAUCAGGAGAUUGAUAAGUCUGCGUUGCAUGAUCAUCUUGGUGGGUAUCUUGGUGAAUACGUGCCUCUUAAGAGCAGCAUUCAAAUGGAGCACUUUGAUAUUUGACACAACUGCUAAAUAAAGUUUCAUUUUUUUGCAGUUUAUAAUAAAUGUCUUGUAUGUUUGUAGUUUUGUCCACAGAGUGUGCUUCCUUGUUUUUUACAGAGUUUAUGUUACUUGUAUAUAAGAUUAUUUUUGAUGCAUAA
Molecule: messenger RNA, 1475 nt
Organism: Brassica napus (rape)
Lineage: Eukaryota; Viridiplantae; Streptophyta; Magnoliopsida; Brassicales; Brassicaceae
Exons: 1
Coding region: 439-1335 (298 amino acids)
Source: RefSeq, a predicted model, not a curated record